AUGCCGACAAAGCCCCAAACACCGGGGAGGGGUCAAACGCGGACCGAAUCAGCAUACAAUCCCUCAAACGAUGAUUCGGGCUCGGGAGCAGAGGCCCCGGCUCGCCGGCGCCUGCAAAAGUCGGCCUCGACCAAUUUUCCCUCAAACAACACCAAUUUUGACACCUCAAAUGGAGUCGCCGGACCGCGCGCAGGUGGGAUAAAUAGGAGAAGACUUUCAAUUCGCGAUCAAAGGGUUCCUCAGGGCCCACGACCGCAAGACACUUCGCGAUGGAGGCAUGUCUAG
Messenger RNA from Penicillium digitatum Pd1, 285 nucleotides. RefSeq names its product putative protein kinase. The record is from RefSeq and is a predicted model, not a curated record. NCBI's taxonomy places the organism in Eukaryota, Fungi, Ascomycota, Eurotiomycetes, Eurotiales, Aspergillaceae. Gene Ontology annotation, cellular component: cytoskeleton; cytoplasm. Gene Ontology annotation, molecular function: protein serine/threonine kinase activity; ATP binding. Gene Ontology annotation, biological process: peptidyl-serine phosphorylation; peptidyl-threonine phosphorylation.